Molecule: messenger RNA, 1476 nt
Organism: Macrobrachium nipponense
Lineage: Eukaryota; Metazoa; Arthropoda; Malacostraca; Decapoda; Palaemonidae
Product: neuroligin-3-like
Biological process (GO): modulation of chemical synaptic transmission; synaptic vesicle endocytosis; presynaptic membrane assembly
Cellular component (GO): synapse; cell surface; postsynaptic membrane
Molecular function (GO): neurexin family protein binding; signaling receptor activity
Source: RefSeq, a predicted model, not a curated record
AUGGACCAACUGGCAGCUCUCCACUGGGUCCAAGAGAACAUCGUGCACUUUGGAGGUGACCCAGGUCAGGUCACCGUCAUGGGUCACGGGACAGGGGCGGCCUGCCUCAAUUUCCUCAUCGUAUCGCCGACUGCAACAGGAGCCGGUCUGUUCAAGCGAGCGAUCAUCAUGUCUGGAUCAGCCCUGAGCCCUUGGGCAUUCGUUCAAGAGCCCCUCCAACAUGCCCUUCAGACGGCGACGCAGACGGGAUGACCAGUUCCAAAGGACCUGUACCGUCAGUACGAAAGCCUUCUUCAGUGUCUCCGUCAAGUACCUGUUGACAAAAUACUGAAGGUCCAGUUACAAACAUCUCCUUUUCUGGCGACAGUGGGUCCGAGUGUAGAUGGCGUGACCAUCAAGGAAGACUGGAAGGAUCAGCUAAGUAAAAUGGGCAGAGAGGGACGCACCCCUGUCGACGUCCUCAUGGGAACAUCAUCUAUGAACCUUUUCGAGAUUUUCAGCGAGGAUGAGAUGGGGCGCGGUUUUGACGAUGAACGCAGAAGUCUUCUUCUUCAGACAUUCAUCAAGAAUAACUAUCGCUUCCAUCUUCCGGAAAUAACGCUGGCCAUCAAAGCUGCCUACACUGAUUGGACGAAAGCGAUCGAGGACGGGAACGUCGUCAGGGAUUUGACGGGAGAGGCUCUACACGAUGCUAGUAUUGUCUCUCCUUUGACUAUGCUUGCUUGCCAAAUCCACUCAACGUUUAGGGCAACUUAUUUCUAUGUUCUGGAACACAAGAUUGAGGAUCAUUACCCAGAGAAAAGGAGCAAUGGUGUCCUAAUGAAUGAACUACCAUAUGUAUUUGGGGGUCCUCUUGGAUCCAGGAGUCCGGCAACUUCGAGUUUUAACUUCACAAAGGAAGACGUCGUUCUCAGCGAGUCUAUCAUCGCGCAGUGGACAAACUUCAUGAAGUUUGGACAUCCCAGGAAUCUCGUAUCAGUGGAAACCUUCGGAGACCAGACAAACAACAGAACACAGUCCUCGCCAGAAUGGCCAAGGUUCGAUCCCAUUCAUCAGGGAUAUUAUGAAUUAGGUACUCCUGGUCGUUCACGAGACCACUACAGGGCAGGGAACGUGGCACUGUGGUCCUGGCUUGUGCCAGAAUUAGAGCGGGUUGGUUCACGUUAUGGCAAGAACUCAUCUUUCGAGGAACCGACUAAAGUUUUUCCGCUGGACCACUUGACAGGUUCAGCCCAAAGAGAACUUUUGCCCAUAAAUUUGCUUCCCAGCUACAAUACCACUACAGGCUCCCCGUCCACAAAAACCUCUUUCUCCGGAACAGCUGGAACAGCUGUCGCAGAAGUCCACAAGAAGAAAAAGUCUGGCCCAUCUGAAACACUUGAUGCACGCGAAGCGAGAAACGACCUACCGUACACAACAGCUUUUAGCGUCACGGUUGCUAUUGCCUGCUCACUUCUAAUACUUAACAUGGUCUAA